AUGGCGAAGUACGCCAACCCCCCGCAGCCACCGCCGCUCUUCACCGGCACCAAGGACACCAUCGUCGCCGACGCCAAUGCCUUGUCCGACCGCACCCGCUCGCUCCUUGACUCCCUAGUUGCCAAGAUCAAACCCGCCGAUGACCCCGCGUCCGCUACAUUCGAGUCGGUCAUCCGUCCCCAGACUGAAGACGAGAACGAGGCCGCCCUCAGCGCCCGUAUCCUGGGGUUUUACCAAUAUGUAUCUGCCGACAGCGCCCUGCGCGAUGCCAGCACCGAGGCCGAGAAGAUCAUGGACGAGUUUGCCAUCGAGUGCAGUAUGCGUGAGGAUGUCUUCCGCCUCGUCGACGCUGUUUACAAGACUUCGGGCCUUGUGGAGAGCUUUGAAAAGAAUAAGGACCGCGUGAUCGAUGCGGCUCUGGCGAAGAGCACCGGGUUUGACGAUAUCGAGAGCGCGCGGCUGCUUGAGAAGGAGAGGAAGAGUUACCUCCGGAACGGCCUCGGACUACCGGAAGGCCCCAAGCGGGACCGGUUCAAGAAGAUCAAGAAGAGGCUGAGCCAGAUCCAAAUCGCUUUCCAGAAGAACUUGAACGAGGAAAACGGUGGCAUCUGGUUCACGAAGGAGGAACUCGCCGGUGUCCCACAGGAUGUCUUGGACACUCUGGAAAAAGGGACGGGCGAGAACGAGGGCAAGAUUCGCCUGUCGUUCAAGUAUCCAGAUCUUUUCCCCACGCUGAAGUUUGCCCAAACCCCGGAAACGCGUCGGAAGGUGUUUAUUCAAAAUGAGAAUAAGUGCAACGACAAUGUCCCGCUGUUUAAGGAGGCGAUCCUUCUCCGUGACGAGGCGGCCCGCCUACUCGGUUAUCCCGACCAUGCUUCGUUCCGCAUCGAGGACAAGAUGGCAAAGACCCCCAAGACCGUCUUCGAUUUCCUGGGCGAUCUCAAGACCCGCCUUGCGGCAGGAGGUGUUAAGGAAAUCGAGCACCUCUUGGCAAUCAAGAAGAAAGACCAUGAAGCUCGCGGCCUCCCGUUCGACGGUAACUACUACCUCUGGGACCAUCGCUUCUAUGACCGCUACAUGGUAGAGCACGAGUACAAAAUUGACGAGAACGCCAUCGCCGAGUAUUUCCCCCUCAAGUCGACUGUUGCGGGCAUGCUCCGUAUCUUUGAGGAGCUGUUUGGCCUUACUUUUGUCGAGCUUGGGCCGGAGGACCGCAAGCGUAUCUCCCCCACCGGCAAAGCUGAAGACAUUUCGUGGCACGAGGAUGUGAUCAUCUUCAGCGUAUGGGAUGAUGCGAGCGAGGGGGAUGGUUUUGUUGGCUACCUCUACCUUGACUUGCAUCCCCGGCCUGGCAAGUACGGCCAUGCAGCCAACUUUAGUAUCCAACCGGGCUACUUGAAGGCGGAUGGUACCAGGCGAUAUCCUGCCACCGCGCUUGUCUGCAAUUUCAGCAAGCCCACUGAGAAGAAACCGUCUCUCCUGAAGCACGACGAGGUUGUCACACUUUUCCACGAACUGGGUCAUGGAAUCCACGAUUUGGCCGGACGGACCCGGUAUUCUCGAUACCACGGCACGUCAACAGUACGCGACUUUGUGGAGGCGCCGAGCCAGAUGCUUGAGAACUGGUGCUGGACUCCCAGCCAGCUCAAGAGCCUCAGCAACCACUACGAGACCGGCAAAUCCAUUCCCGACGACUUGAUCGAGAAGUUGAUUUCCACCAAGCAUGUCAAUGACGCUUUGUUCAAUCUCCGUCAGUUACACUUUGGAUUGUUCGACAUGACUGUCCACAGCCCCAAGACGCACGAGGAGCUGGAGGCAUUGGACGUCAGCAAGUUGUACAACGACCUACGCGUGGAGAUCUCUCAAAUCAAGGGCCCCGAGGCCCAGGGUGAGGCCAGCACAUGGGGCAACGGCCAGGCCACGUUCGGCCAUCUUAUCGGCGGGUACGACGCCGGAUACUACGGCUACCUCUCCUCCCAAGUGUACUCGACCGACAUGUUCUACACCGUGUUCAAGAGCAACCCAAUGGAUCCCACGCAAGGUCGCCGAUACAGGCACACGGUGCUGGAGAAAGGCGGGUCGCAAGACGAGAUGCUGACGCUCGAGCAAUUCCUCGGGAGGAAGCCGAGUUCUGAGGCGUUUUACAAAGAGCUGGGGCUAGCGGCUUGA
Dichotomopilus funicola is the source of this 2169-nucleotide messenger RNA. Its product is annotated as peptidase family M3-domain-containing protein. Bases 1 to 2169 code for a protein of 722 amino acids. The record is from RefSeq and is a predicted model, not a curated record. Gene Ontology annotation, cellular component: mitochondrial intermembrane space. Lineage: Eukaryota; Fungi; Ascomycota; Sordariomycetes; Sordariales; Chaetomiaceae. The transcript has 3 exons. Gene Ontology annotation, biological process: proteolysis; peptide metabolic process. Gene Ontology annotation, molecular function: metalloendopeptidase activity.